This is a messenger RNA of Cyanidioschyzon merolae strain 10D, 387 nucleotides long. Its product is annotated as V-type ATPase V1 subunit F. The transcript has a single exon. NCBI's taxonomy places the organism in Eukaryota, Rhodophyta, Bangiophyceae, Cyanidiales, Cyanidiaceae. Gene Ontology annotation, molecular function: proton-transporting ATPase activity, rotational mechanism. Gene Ontology annotation, cellular component: proton-transporting V-type ATPase, V1 domain; membrane. The coding region runs from base 1 to 387 and encodes 128 amino acids. Gene Ontology annotation, biological process: proton transmembrane transport. The record is from RefSeq and is a predicted model, not a curated record.
AUGACUGAUGCUGGCGACUUGGCUUCCGUCAAGGACGCUGACCGGCUUAUUGCCAUCAUCGGGGACGAAGAUACCGUAACUGGCUUCCUUUUGACUGGAAUAGGCGACCGAACACGCCCGACUGACCCGACGUACCUGGUGGUGCGUCGCGACACCUCCGACGCGACCAUCGCUGAGGCGUUCGAGCACUUCACUCGCCAACGCAAAGAUGUUGGGAUGGUUUUGAUUACGCAGAAUAUAGCGAAUAGGAUACGGAGCAAUAUUGAAGGCUACACCGGGCGUGUCCCAGCGGUCAUCGAAAUACCUAGCAAGGAUCAAGUCUAUGAUCCGAGGCAAGACACACUUAUGCAGCGUGUGCAACGUCUUCUGGGUAUUCGCGACAGGUAG